This is a messenger RNA of Acaulospora morrowiae, 452 nucleotides long. The record is from the annotation of a GenBank genome assembly. Lineage: Eukaryota; Fungi; Glomeromycota; Glomeromycetes; Diversisporales; Acaulosporaceae.
UUUUAUGAUUAUUUAACUUUGGAUCCUCAAACAGAAGUCAAAUGGCUUGAAGAUCCACCGGAUGGUGCCAUUGGACAAUUUUGGUAUGACGAACAUUGGAAGACCAAGAUAUAUGAUGCUACUCCUUAUGUACGUGAUGGCGGCUGGAAAUUUCACCGAUUUAAGCAUGAUAAACACACCGCCGAUACGGAGCAGACACUGGCCGAAGUAUGGAAUAAAAUUCUUAACGCUGUAUCCAGAGACAUGUUGGAAGAACGGGUCAAUAUCAUAAGAGACAAUUGGAAACGACGACAGUCAAGCAAACAUGGUAGCCUACGGAUGCCAUCAACGCCUCUCUUACAAACCCCAACUGCCACGCAGACCAGCUUCGGUCACAGUUAUUUUCCGGAUGCAGGUCCAUCAUCGACUUCACCGUCAUCACUUUCAAAUAACCAACCGGUUUCGCCAUCCGA